Molecule: messenger RNA, 210 nt
Organism: Triticum turgidum subsp. durum (durum wheat)
Lineage: Eukaryota; Viridiplantae; Streptophyta; Magnoliopsida; Poales; Poaceae
Source: the annotation of a GenBank genome assembly
AUGGUCUCCGGCGGUGGCCAGGCCCAGGCGCCGUCGUCUGCUCCGGCGGCAGAGUACGGCAGCACGCUGCCGCAGAUGGUGGACGAUGAGAGGAGCUACAAGUCGCAUGGGGAGCUCAUGCUGCUGCUAUUCGUCGUCGUCUUUGCGCUCCUCUUCGCUUCUGUCUUCUUCUUCCUCUGGUUGAGACGAAGGAGGGACCGCCGGCGCUGA